This is a messenger RNA of Sturnus vulgaris (Common starling), 5033 nucleotides long. RefSeq names its product MAPK interacting serine/threonine kinase 1 (gene MKNK1). The record is from RefSeq and is a predicted model, not a curated record. Gene Ontology annotation, molecular function: ATP binding; protein kinase activity. NCBI's taxonomy places the organism in Eukaryota, Metazoa, Chordata, Aves, Passeriformes, Sturnidae. Gene Ontology annotation, biological process: protein phosphorylation.
GGUUCAUUAUAACAAAGUGAGUAAUGAGUGUGAAGCUGUGAUACCUUUAAGGGAUAAGCUGUGUUGACAGAAUGAGCUACACAAUGAUGUGAAAUAGCAGACCAGAGCAGUAAUAAGAAUCUAAUACAGCAAACUUUUCAUGCUUUAGUGUGAUGGCAAAUUUAGUCAAGACUAUAGGUUGAAAAUGUCAACUUUUCAGCAAUUUGUUUUCAGUGUACAUGACUAGUGAACUUCCUGUUUUCAGGGAAGCAAUUCUCUGUAAUUUAGGAAUUGAGUCAGACUAAAGGGAAUUGAAAUUAUGUAGUGAGUUAAUAAACAGCUGACUGUAAAUAUCAGAGCUGGCUGGUAGAGUGCAGGAGCUAGUUGUGAAGAAAUAUGUCAGCUCUGCUAAGAGACAGGAUUCACAUUCUGGAGUUUUUGCUGAGUUUUAGUCUGUUUCAGGCUCUGAAACUGUGAUACUUGAAAUGGAAUAGAAUCUGUCUAGCUAUGACUUGUAGAAGGUCAGGUCAUUAAAGUUACUUGUUUGACAUCUUCUGGAAAUCAAGCACUACCUUCAAGCAGAGCAGCCCUAUCUUUGAGCAGCUUCAUGUGUCAUCUCAGUCCCAGUUCUGAGUAACUCCUGAUGCAGGUUGAAUUGAAAAAGAGGAGAGCUGGAAUUAGCUGCCAAAGGCUCAUCUUCUCGUUAUGUGAAAAUUUGAAGCUGUAUGCGUGUCAGAUUGAGUUAAAAGGAAGCUGUUUCUUCAGAAAUUGGUAAAAUGUGCUUUAUAUGACUGUAUUUAAGAAGUCACGUAUAACAUCCAUCAUGAUGAUUUCUGAACACGUUCUGCCUAAGAUUUGAAAAUGAGGUUUUACUAUUGUUUUGAGUAUUUGAGUUAUAUAUGUUAAAGUGUUUCACUAAGUUGUUAAGGAGAAAGGACUUUCAAAAUAACACUUGUCCUAAAUUUUUAGACGUGUGUGUUUUAAGUAACACUCACAGUAGCUAUUACUGACAGAUAAGAACAAGAAAAACGUAAUGGAGCAAAGAAAGUAUUUCAUAUAUUGGUAGAUUGUCUUGGAAUGUUUUCUGCCUUGGAGCUUCUCCCAUGUUUUGAGUACUUUAGAAACAGUGAAAUGCAGGAAAACUGCUCUUCACAAUCUCUGUUAAAAGAGAAUUGACAGAAAUUUUUGGGACUUGCUCUUUCUUUACCAGUGUUCUCAUAAUUACACUGUUUCUAUUGAUUUAGCUUUUCUGUAGUACAAGAUCACUAAAAGUGAAUUUAGUCAGAAUUCCUCCUGGCUGUGAAGUGUCUUAGGUGCACUUUGCUACUGCCUUGAAGACUUCAUCUGAGAUUUCAAACUGUUGAGGCAAACUUGGCUGGAUGUGACUGGUGUGAAGUGCUCCUGCCUAGAACCUCAGUGUGCAAUCAUUUAACCUUUUUGGAGAUAGAUUAGCUGUACAAAUAUGGCAGUGUUUUUAUUUAGGCCUUCAAUAACAAUAUGCAGGGGUUUUUUUUCUGCCGUGUUAUCUUGCAUCAGUGAAUUGUUAUCUCUGACUAAGCUCUUGUAGUAUCUGCAGCUAGUAAUGUAGGAAGAAAAAUCUAAAUGCCAUAAACACUACAUGCUUUGGAGCAUAAAUAACCCACUGAUCGGUGGUUUAGAAAGGUACAUUAUGGUUCUGUGAGAAAUGGUUUUCUUUAAGGCCUUUUGGCAGCAUCAACUGACCUAGAUUGCUCCUGUGAUACCUUAACUCCUGUGGUUGCUUUGUUUCACUGAGUGGUUUGGAACUUCUCCACACCUUCCUGCUGUUUUGGAGGCUUAUUUUCUUGAGCUGAUUUGAAAAAAAUCUCUUUGUAAAACAGUAGAGUAGCUCAGAGAAGAGUGCCCUUGUGAGGGCUGCAUGUGCUGUCUGGUAUGAGGGCACAUGUUCUGUUAUUUCUGUGCCUUACAGUGCUGUGAGAUAAGGAUUCAGUGUAGAUGUGUUCCCUCCUGUUUUUACAUUUAUUUAUCAAUCCUGCGCCCCCCAAACUAUUGAUUUGCAUCCCAAUUGCCUUUUUAGGCUUCCUCUGAUAUUUGGAAAAGAGGUGGUAGCCUGUGAUGAAGAAAGCAGAGAAACUUUUGGAUAGAUAAGAACAUGUGUAUUUUCUCCUAAAGGAAUUGAUUGUUAAAGUCACCUCUAUGUUCUGCCACACAGAGAUGGUCAGCAGUCAGCCUGUCCCCAUAGCAGACAGUGGGAAAAGGAAAAAGAAAAAAAGAACCAGAGCCACAGAUCAGGUCCCUGGGAAGUUCGAAGACUUGUACAAGCUGACUGCUGAGCUGCUUGGUGAGGGAGCAUAUGCUAAAGUUCAGGGUGCUAUCAGUCUCCAGACUGGGAAAGAAUAUGCAGUGAAGAUCAUUGAAAAAAAUGCUGGGCAUAGUCGGAGUCGGGUUUUUCGUGAAAUAGAAACUCUGUACCAGUGUCAAGGUAACAAGAACAUUUUGGAGUUAAUAGAAUUUUUUGAAGAUGACACAAGAUACUACCUGGUCUUUGAGAAGCUGCGAGGAGGUUCAAUCCUGGCCCAUAUACAAAAGAGGAAGCACUUCAAUGAACGAGAAGCAAGCAAAGUGGUGAGAGACAUUGCCUCUGCUCUGGACUUUCUUCAUACAAAAGGUAUUGCUCACAGGGACCUGAAGCCUGAAAAUAUCCUGUGUGAAUCUCCAGAAAAGAUAUCACCAGUAAAAAUAUGUGACUUUGAUCUUGGCAGUGGGGUGAAGCUGAACAGUGCAUGUACUCCAAUAACUACUCCCGAAUUAACAACACCGUGUGGCUCUGCAGAAUACAUGGCACCCGAAGUGGUGGAAGUCUUCAUGGAGGAGGCCACGUUCUAUGACAAGAGGUGUGAUCUGUGGAGCCUGGGGGUCAUUCUGUACAUCAUGCUCAGUGGUUACCCCCCUUUCGUGGGCAACUGUGGCACAGACUGUGGCUGGGACAGAGGAGAAGUCUGCAGAGUUUGCCAGAACAAGCUUUUUGAGAGCAUUCAGGAAGGCAAAUAUGAAUUUCCUGACAAGGACUGGUCACAUAUUUCCUCUGAGGCCAAAGAUCUCAUCUCAAAGCUGCUGGUUUGUGAUGCCAAAGAACGACUUAGUGCUGCUCAAGUUUUGCAACAUUCAUGGGUUCAAGGACAGGCUCCUGAAAGGGGAUUGCCCACCCCUCAAGUUCUUCAAAGGAACAGCAGCACGAAGGACCUGACCCUGUUUGCUGCCGAGGCCAUAGCCCUGAACCGGCAGCUGUCGCAGCACGAGAGCGAGCUGAGCACGGAGCAGGAGAGCACCGCCCACACUGUGUGCUCCAUGAAACUGUCCCCUCCCUCCAAAUCCCGCCUGGCCAGGCGCAGGGCCAUGGCACACGCCACCAAAAACAGCGACUUCCAGCCAGUUCCCCAUAAAGCCUUCUGAAGUUGUUUCCUGCUGCGUGGGGGGCAGGAUCGGUCUGUGUUCUUUUUUGGAUUUUCAGCGCUGAUAAAAGCUGCUCUGCUUCUGACACUUUGAUUAGGAGCUUGCACUUGUGAUGUGACUUGUAACUUUAAGGGGACAGUUUUUUAUGGGAAUGGUUUUUUAUCUGUCAGAUUUAGUGCAUUAAGACAAUUCAACUGUUUUUUUUUAACUGCGGAAGAUGAGUUUGCUGCUGUAUUAUCUGAUGUGAUAAAUCACUAAGUUUUCCUCAUUUUCUUCUUAGAAGAGCACAGUUUAAAAUACAAACUUGAAAACAUCAGGAAAAACCCACGCUUUGCCAGGCAGAGCAUCCAGCCUCUCCCUGCCAAUGGCUGCCCUCCUUGAUGGCACAUUUUGAAGGUGCUGCUGUUAUUGCCAGCAGUAGGGACUGUUCUCAACCAACAGUGCCCUCCUAUCUUUCUUUAGACUCAGGAAUGAGGAUGAAGGCUGGGUGGAUCUCUGUGUCCAUUACCUUCAUUGGGCUUAAAUUGAAUGAGGAUGGUACUGUAAAGUGCAAGGAUUGCUCAUACUUCUAGGGAGGGAGAGAACUUUUGGGUAGCUUUUUUGUGUUAUUGAUAAUUUGUGUGUCAGCAUGUGGUGGGAAAACUGGGAGAGGUGAGGUUUUUAUCUGACAUGUCUUCACCUUUAACUACAAUGUACUCCAUACCAUCUGUUUUUAAAUUUUCUGGAGUUUGAUGUCCAUUAUGUCCCCUUGGAACAGUUACAUUCUUAAAUCUGAUAACCACAGUGUAACAGACUGUUUAUGUAAAAGUUUAUAUUUACUGUUAGGUAGGCUUUUUAAUACUACUGUGGAGUUUUAUUAUAUUAAUGCUGUCCUCAGCUAAACCUUCCUCUCUGUAAAAUUGUAUUUCUCCAUGACCUUUUGUAUGUCCUACCUGGAGUUCCUUAUGUGAACAGACGGACAUUAGUGAAUUUUGGUAUGUGAAUAAUUUACAAACGCCACAAGCAGAGGUAUAACUGUACGAAAAUGGUGCUGCAGCCAUUGAAUUCUGCCUUCUGCAGUAAUCUCAGGCUGGGUGUCUAGAGUUUUGCUUCCAGUUCAAUACUGUGGUGCAACAGAGCCAAGAAUCAUUUGGAAGGGUUUUGGCUGAAAAGCUGAAGAUUUUAAGUGACCAAAGGGAGGUCCGUGGAGAAGGACACAGAUGUUGAGCACUUUCUGAAACAUAAGCUGUGAAAAUUGGGCCACUGAGAUGCCCACGAUGCACCUUAACUUGUCAGCCCUUUCUGAAACCCUUUUCCAGGGCUUUGUGUGCAGGGGGGAGGAGGAGGCCCCAAAGUGCCAGCACAAAACCCUCCCAAGCAGAGUGAGAAGGAGUAAAGUAGCAGAUGCAACAGGCACUUGGAAGUUGAAAGGUCAAAGCUGAAUGUCUUUGCAUGGCCUAUUCAGAGUGGUUUUACAUGAUCAGUAAUAUCAGUGCACAUAGCUAUUUUUAUAAAACAUGCUGUAUUUUGUGACUAAUAUUAAAGUUGUUAUUUAAAAGUUUUUAUACAUCGUGCCAGCCUAUGAAUGAUGAAAUGUAUUUUGCUUUUUUAAUUAAAAUGCUCUAAGUUAUGUAUUUAACACA